AACUAGACCUUCCCGGGGGCUAUUAAUGCCUAAAAAAAGUAUUUAUAUAGAGUGGAGAGGGAACCAACGAAUCAGUCUCAAUAUGUCCUCCCAGGUGGUGGCUGCUGACGAUAUUGACGUUGACUUUUUGCCUGUGAUUUACCAGUACCUGCGUUGCUUGGAGAAGGAGCAGACAGACGUGAGUCGUGUGUCACAGGAGUCUAGCCAGAAGGUGUUAGAACUUCAACGCAAGAUCCACACAGCACGCGAACAGGUGCGUAAACUGCCAGGAGUGGAAUACAGUCGGGAGGAGCAGCUACGUAGACUAGAGGCCCUGAGAAAGCAAUUGGCUCUUAAGAAGCGUCUUCUGCUCAAAUACAAAGCUAAGAGUGACAUUCCCCAUUAACCAGCAUUGUUUGUGCUAUGGUGCUGCGAUACCUUCUGAAUAGACUACUGAACAACUCGGAGGUGAUAGAUAGACUGGCAGAGUCUUAUCCCAUUCGACGUGCUGCGCAGCUUACUGCUUAUGCCUUUCAACGCAGUAAAGAAGCAAUAGAAUCAGGAGCUACAAAACGUGUAGGACAGUUUCGGAGUGAUUUUAUGAAAGAGGUUAAAGAAGGAUUUAAGAAGAUUCAGGAAGAAAAUCAACGUAAGCAAAAUUAGGAAGAAAUUUGAAUACAGUAGUGGAGGAAAUCUGUAGUAUUGAGGUGGUUGUUUGUGUACUCUCGCACUUAGGAGAUUGUGUGGAUAGACACUGUCACGGCAUCAGAAAAGUGUGGCUAUUCUGAAGUCUGUAUUUAAUAACAGCUUAUGGGGGCCAACAGUUCUCAGUUGCCGCCUGCAGACACCAGCAUGCCUGUAGGAGGCAUCGCCGAAGGUCACAUUAACACAGCGGCUGAGGACAAGAAGCCAAAGUGCAAGGCAUGCUGUGCCUGCCCAGAGACUAAGCAAGCAAGAGAUGCAUGUAUUGUAGAGAAUGGUGCAGAAAACUGCCAAGAUCUUAUAGAGGCUCAUAAAAAAUGCAUGAGAGAGAUGGGUUUUAAUAUUUAGUAUUUCCCAGCAGUGAUACUGUAUAUUAGUAUGGUCAUGUUGAAUGAGGAAUAAUUUAUCAUUUUUGUGUUUGUGCAUUUGCAGGUGUGGAACAAUGGCAACCAUUCAGUUAAUGAAUAGUGUUGAGUGAGGAUUGAUGAGCUGUCAGAAUAAUGGCGACAACAUCUCAGAAGCACACGCUCUUUGUUGCUGAGCCUAUGGGAGAUAAGCCUGUGACAGAACUGGCUGGUAUUGGAGAAGUUCUGGGCAGGAGACUAGAGAAUCGAGGCUUUGAUAAAGCUUAUGUAGUUCUUGGUCAGUUUCUUGUUCUCAAGAAGAAUAGAGAGUUAUUUUUAGAGUGGUUGCAGGACUUGGUGGCAGCCAAUUCCAACCAAGCAUCAGAGUGUUAUCAGUGUCUUGCUGACUGGUGCAGCGAGUUUCUGUAACAUUGAAAUCUUUAGAUAAUGGUACUUUUUUCAUGUCUAUGAAGCUCUUUUUGAGUUAAUUUUAUUUCUCUGAACUUUGGAUUUAUAUUUCCAAGUUAAGAAAGUUCACCAUAUCGUGAAGUUAUCCUUGUGUUAGUGGAUGCAUUGAAUGUAAUGGUAACCAUGUCGCACAAAGGCCACUCAAUUGUGACUAUUGAGUCUAUAGACUCUGACCUUGAGAUGCUACUACCCAAGCAAGGCUCUAUGACUGAUUACUGCUACAACAUUUGCUCAUUUAUAUGGCCUUACUUUUCCGUGGCCAACUAUAAGCUCCCGUACAGAAUAUUAUCUUCCCUGGCACCACCUGUUGUAUUUCCUGAGUUCCGUCGUGUUCAUUCUGACAUGAAAGGUCCAGUAUGGGUGGUGACCACACUUGCUCUGAUCCUAUUGUAUGGUAUUCAUAGUCCAGCUAGAACACUAGUUGGAGAACUACUAAUUGCCACUAAAUUAACUCUUGGGUACUGGUUAGGGUUUUCCUUGGUUGCUUUCUUUCUUGGUUACUUUUGCCAGACGUGCCUGACCCUGUCCCAGUUAGUGUCAAUCUCUGGCUACAGCUUAACUGGCCAUUGCCUUGUGUUGCUUACAGCAGAGGUUCUGCACCAGGAGAACAGUCACAGCAUGUUUUUCUUUCUGACCACUGUGUUUGGGGGACUUGCCACUGCUAGACUGGUCAUAAUCAUUUUGGCGAGGACCCCAGGACCUGCUCAGAGGCUGCUCAUGUGCUCCACGCUAGCCAGCAUUCAUCUUAUGCACUUAAUUUACAUACAUUUUGCUUGUAUGAGGAAACAAUUUGACCUAUAAAUUAAAUGUAAAGUAUCAAGUAUCCUGCUGCAGGAAAAGUUUGUACAUAUUGUAGAAUACAGACAAUUUUCCACAGAUGUAUUGUCGGUUACAGUAGAUGUUAGGUGAAUGGAUAAACAAACGCUAAUUUAUUAAUGGAUAGUUUUGGUCACUGCAUAUCACAGCUACUGUUAAUGAUGGCGAGGCAGUAAAGUGAAUGUGGCCACUACUUGAUGUAAGAAAGUGAGAGGCAAUUUGUGAAUAUUUUAACACCAUUAAAGGUUGAAACACAAGAGAUUGCUCCCAGAAGUUCCUUGUUGCUGUUACUGCAAAUGUAAAAAGUUAUUUCACUGAAUAAAGCAAGAAAGUUA
This is a messenger RNA of Cherax quadricarinatus, 2644 nucleotides long. It is a transcript of the gene MED9, whose product is annotated as mediator complex subunit 9. Gene Ontology annotation, biological process: regulation of transcription by RNA polymerase II. The record is from RefSeq and is a predicted model, not a curated record. Gene Ontology annotation, molecular function: transcription coregulator activity. Lineage: Eukaryota; Metazoa; Arthropoda; Malacostraca; Decapoda; Parastacidae. Gene Ontology annotation, cellular component: mediator complex.